AGUCUACUACUAACAGAUCAUCUAUCUAGGGAAGAUUUGAAAAUUCCAAGUCUAGUCGAUGAGGCAACUAAUACUAGAGGUAAACCCUGGCCUAUAUAUUACAAACUGUGAUGAAGUACGAACCUUGCUCAAAAUCUGCAUAUACAGUCUACGUGUAGAUAUUAUCGCGUCAGUUUCUGAAGUUGGCCACAGAAAAAAAAACUGCACUACUGGGUACCGGUUACCCCUUUCAUUUUUCCAGUUCAUAUUAAGCUCCAAGUAAAACUCGCAUUCAAUUGAUUAUUGACUAGUCUACAAUGUUUCAAGCUAUAAUACGCAGUACUACAAACGUCACAAGAAGAAUGUUGACAGCUCUGCAACCAAGGGGUCUAUCGGGUGUACAAGAUGCAAUGGAUAGAGAAAGAAGAAUAAAAAGCGUUCUCCAGGAAAAGUUUCCAACUGCUACAGACAUCCAGGUGGAAGAUAUAUCUGGUGGUUGUGGAGCUAUGUAUCAAGUCCAUGUUGAAUCGGAUGUGUUUAAAGGCAAGAGAACUGUCCAACAACACACGCUGGUUAACAAGGCUUUAGCCGAGGAAGUGAAAGAGAUGCAUGGACUGAGGAUCUCUACCACUGUCCCUGAGGAGAGCAGCUGACCCCAGGACCGGACCAAUCUUCCUCCGAACUUUGGCAUCAAAGGUGCAAAAAGACAUGAUGAAAUUACAAUCAGGUGAAGCUGUACACGAACAUUGGGAAACAGAGCUGUGUAACAGUACCUUUAUAACAUCCGUAGAGUGGUGCUAUUGGAUUUACAAUCAUGCUGUGUGACAGAAUACAAAUUAAUAUACCAUCUAAAUGAUGCCGCAAGAACUUUAACUGCAUGUUCAAAAUUAGGGAUGCCUGUUUUUAGGCCAUAGCCCCAUUUCAGGCUACGUGGCCUUCAGGCUUUAUAAUAUUGAUUGGCACAUGCACUGGGACUCUACCAGUCUCUUUUCAAGCUCAUUCAGUAAAAUAACCGGUUAAAACCAAUCGAUAUCCCUGUAUAUGGGUUAAUAGUAAUUCCCCUGUGGCUUGAAUUAUACUACAUGUAUGUGUUACUUUUUUUCAAUCACUCCGGUGCCAAUAAGUAUUCAAACAGGUGUCGUAAUGAACUUUCACUUUAACAGCAGUUUUAUGGCUUGUAUUGAUCAUAUUGAAUUGAAUGGAAUAGAUUUGAAUUUAAUUGAAUAGAAUCAACUUGUUUAACAGAUGUAUUCGGCAUAACAUAUGAUAUCAACCACGGGACUAAACUGCAGACUGGAUGCGUCUGUUUCUGUAUCAGAAAGAUUUUUGCCAAUGAAUGUUGCCAAUCUUAUACUAAAGACACUCUGUCCCUUUUGCAGCCAACAUCAAAUUCUGUAGAACUUUGCAGGAAUUAUGAAUAUGUAAUGUAUGUCUAUCUGUGAAAUUUAAAUGU
Strongylocentrotus purpuratus (purple sea urchin) is the source of this 1432-nucleotide messenger RNA. Its product is annotated as bolA-like protein 3. The record is from RefSeq and is a predicted model, not a curated record. Lineage: Eukaryota; Metazoa; Echinodermata; Echinoidea; Camarodonta; Strongylocentrotidae. The coding region runs from base 297 to 632 and encodes 111 amino acids. The transcript has 4 exons.